Pyrus x bretschneideri (Chinese white pear) is the source of this 1219-nucleotide messenger RNA. Its product is annotated as transcription initiation factor TFIID subunit 14b-like. Gene Ontology annotation, biological process: regulation of DNA-templated transcription. NCBI's taxonomy places the organism in Eukaryota, Viridiplantae, Streptophyta, Magnoliopsida, Rosales, Rosaceae. The record is from RefSeq and is a predicted model, not a curated record.
GGAUGGUAUUACUACGCUCCACACGGCCCAGCUUCAUUGGGUGAAAGUACGGACUAACUUGAAGCACGUUGUAUAGGAUAACUCCCUCCUGGAAAACCACGGAGCCUCGAGACCGUACUCUGCAACUUCGCGGGAAGAAACCCUAGUUUCUUGAUUGCGCCACAGAAGAAAGUGCUUUUCACAAAGACAUGAACAAUGGUUCCUCUUCCACAAUGCACGGUCCAGAUCAACCUGAAAUAAGUGGGCCUGCGCCUGCGCCUAAAUCUCUGCGCACGAAAAUGGGCAAACCGGAAGACAGUGAAAAGAAGAUUUUUCAUAAGAAACUCAAAGAUGUUGAGAUUAGUGUUCCGAUAGUGUAUGGCAAUAUUGCAUUCUGGCUCGGUAAGAAGGCGAACGAGUACCAAUCACACAAGUGGACUGUGUACGUUCGUGGGGCAACCAAUGAGGAUCUUGGAGUGGUGAUAAAACGUGCUGUUUUUCAGCUGCAUUCCAGUUUCAAUAAUCCCACAAGGGUUGUUGAGUCGCCACCAUUUGAAUUGUCAGAAUGUGGCUGGGGUGAAUUUGAAAUCGCCAUUACACUUUUCUUCCACAGUGAUGUUUGUGAUAAGCCAUUAAACUUAUUUCAUCAUUUGAAGUUGUACCCAGCGGAUGAGUCCGGUCCUAUGUCAACUAAAAAGCCUGUUGUUGUGGAAUCAUAUGAUGAAAUUGUGUUCCCUGAGCCUUCAGAGGCAUUCUUAGCUCGUGUGCAGAAUCAGCCAGCUGUAGUCAUUCCCAGACUACCUGCUGGUGUUGCUUUGCCUCCUCCUGUGCCAGUUGAGGAUCCAAGUAACAGAAAGAGAGGGGACACUAAAGAUCAUCCCCUAUGCCAGUGGUUCACGAACUUUUCAGAAGCAGAUGAACUGUUACGAGUUGCAACAGCUCAGCAGCAGGUUCAAACUCAUAUUGCUAAAUUUCGAAGAGAGAUAACUCUACAAGAGGGGCAGCAUCAACAAGUGAAUUCUGUCUCCGACCAGUGACUGUACAUUGUCCUGCAGAUUUAUGAAGAUUUCAGUUCCAAAUUGGUUCCUGGUAAUUCAUUCAAAUGACUUGCAGCAGACGCACAUGGUGGCACACAAAUGUAGUGACCUACAUGUAUUUUCUCAGCUAUGGGGAGUUUUUUUUUUUUUUUUUUUUUUUUUUUUUUACGUUCUCUUUUUAUUUCUCUCUCUCUCUCUCUCUC